Messenger RNA from Annulohypoxylon maeteangense, 1230 nucleotides. RefSeq lists its product as uncharacterized. Lineage: Eukaryota; Fungi; Ascomycota; Sordariomycetes; Xylariales; Hypoxylaceae. The record is from RefSeq and is a predicted model, not a curated record. The transcript has a single exon. The coding region runs from base 108 to 1148 and encodes 346 amino acids.
ACUUGAUCAAUAUCAACUUUCAUAAUCUAGCGAUAUAUCAUGAAGUGUCGAAAUCGGAGCUCAUGCAGUCUUCGAAAUGAGCUUGUAGACUCACUUGUCCCAGCAAGAUGUCCUCUAUUAUCGUGUCGAGUCAGCCAGCAUCCAGUCUAUUGACGGUGAUCAUUACAACAUCUCCGACACCUUCUGCCCCUUCAACGGAACUUAUAUCGGCAAUAUUAUCAUCAUUCCGCAAUCAUUGUGCGCUCUUGUUAUCAUGUCGCAUAGUUAUUGUGUUUGACACGUACGAUCGCAUUGCACCUCAUGCAAGGUUGAAGAAAGGUCAAGUUACUCCCGAUGGAGCCAUGACAUUUGAUCAUUAUAAACAUAAUGUUAUGCAACUCAUUCUAAGAGAGUUCAACCAGGAUAGCAACAUGGAAAGCUUAGUUAGGGGCCAAGGCGAAGCCGAAUUCGGCCAUAGUGCCGUCGAAACCAACGUCGUUUCCUUCUUGACAUCACAAACGCCCGACAAACAAGUUACCUUCAUAGAACCGGCGAAACGGUUAGGGUUUGGGUUGGCUAUACGUUCUGCCCUAAGAUUAAUUGUGACACCCUUCGUCUGGGUGCAGCAGCAUGAUUGGCCUCUAGUCUCUGAUAUUACCUUGGAACCGCUAUUGGAUAUCAUGAGAGUAACCGAGUCCGAUGAGAAGGCUCCGGUAAAAUAUAUCUGUUUUCCAUCCAUACGUUUAUUAUCAUACGCAGAAUCUGCGCAUGUUACGCAUUUCCCUGUGCUGAAAGGUCUGACUGAAUCUCUCAAACGCGAUUUCGUUACGGAAUCCGGUGCCAGCAUCUCCCUUACGCCAAUGUUUUUCUGGCAUGACAAGCCUCAUCUAGCGUCCACCGAACAUUACUUAUCCCGCGUCUUCCCAAGUCGUCUUUCAGUGUCCAGGGGAGCCUUCAUCGAGGACACCAUUGGACAACGAUCAAGGAACCAGAUGAAGAUGGGGAACUGGGCAAAGUGGGCUACUUGGCUCUACUACCCUGAUAACGGAGACAAACUGUGCUUGCGGCAUCUUCAGGGGCGCACGUGGCAAGGCACGGAAAAGGAGUUGGAAAUGAAAGCUGUCUGGAUGGCGCGGAACGCACAGAAGAUCAACCGAGUCGAGCAGUAGGAAUAUCCGUACUUACAUAAAUACAGCCCCAGAAUCAUCCUGCCAUCAAUUAAUCAUCCUUAAGGAUAGGCAUGGAGAUAUA